Molecule: messenger RNA, 1228 nt
Organism: Lacerta agilis (Sand lizard)
Lineage: Eukaryota; Metazoa; Chordata; Lepidosauria; Squamata; Lacertidae
Product: renalase-like
Exons: 7
Coding region: 49-1083 (344 amino acids)
Cellular component (GO): extracellular region
Molecular function (GO): oxidoreductase activity, acting on NAD(P)H
Source: RefSeq, a predicted model, not a curated record
CCAGGAAGAGGGGGAGGAUCCCGCCGCCAUCCGCCGGCCGGUCCCGCCAUGGCGCGGGUUCUGAUCGUGGGCGCGGGGCUGACGGGCAGCCUGUGCGCUGCGCUUUUGCGCAGGGAGCUGCCGCAGCGCCUCCUGCGCAUCGUGCUGUGGGACAAGGCUCGCGGCGCAGGGGGAAGAAUGGCUACAAGCCGCAGCACUCAGGAUCCGAAAUGCACGGCAGAUCUAGGAGCCCAGUACGUCACUCGGAUGCCCGAAUAUGCCAAAAAGCAUCAAGGCUUUUACGAAGAUCUGCUGACUCACGGAGUGCUGCGGCCAAUGACUGCCCCUGUAGAAGGAAUGCAGAUGAAGGAAGGGGCGGAGAAUUUUGUAACACCAGAGGGAAUGUCAUCAAUUGUGAAGCACUAUUUAAAGGAGUCAGCAGGUGCUGAUGUCUUCUAUAACCACCACGUCACACAAAUCUGCCUCAGAGAUGAGAAGUGGGAGGUCUGUGUUAGUACAGGCUCCUCAGACCAGUUUGACAUAGUUAUUCUCACAGUGCCUGUCCCACAGAUUCUUCAGCUCCAGGGAGACAUUGUGAACAUAAUUAACAAAAGUCAAAGGCAGCAACUGGAAUCUGUGAGCUACUCCUCUCGUUACGCUCUGGGCCUUUUUUAUGAAGCCGGCACACAGAUUGAUGUCCCUUGGGCAGCACGGUACAUCUCCGAUAAUCCCUGCAUACGCUUCAUCUCCAUUGAUAAUAAGAAGCGCAAUAUAGAAUCACCUGAUGUCGCGCCAUCUGUUGUUGUUCACACCAGCGUUCCCUUUGGAACUAGCCACUUGGAGUCAGACAAGGAAAAGGUUCAGCAGUUGAUCCUAGACCAGCUGAAAGAUGUUGUACCUAGUUUGCCUAAACCAGCCAGCAUCAAGUGCCAUAGGUGGAGGUAUUCUCAGGUUACCAAAGCUUUCCCUGGCAGUCCAGGACAAAUAACUCUCCAUACAAAACCGUUUCUUGUCUGUGGAGGUGAUGGAUUUAUUCAUUCCAACUUUGAUGGGUGCAUAGAUUCAGCAAUGAGUAUUGUGCAGGCUUUGAAGUCCAGUUUGUAGGAUUUUUCAUCAUUUGCUUGCUUGUUUCCUGUCCCACCCCCAUGCCAUCUUAUUUCUAUGACGAAUUAUACAAUAUACUAAAGCUUGAUAUACUUUACCUACUUGCCCUCUAUUUUAAGGAAAUAAAUCAUGAGAAGUCUUCAGA